GGUGGGAGAGGAAGCUUGUCAGUCUCUCCCGUAAAACCAGUGCUGCAUGCGCUGCUCUCUCCCGGCUUUUGUCUCAGCGGCUCAAGACUCACAGCGUCACUCGAGCGGUUUCUCAAAAUGAAACGAGCCUGGUUAAUAGGUCUGCUUUUCGCACUUUUUGCCUUCGCUGCUGUGAAGGCAGAGGAUGAACUUGACGUGGACGGGACAGUGGAGGAUGACUUGGGUAAAAGCAGGGACGGCUCAAAAACAGACGAUGAGGUGGUGCAGAGAGAGGAGGAGGCUAUCCAGCUGGACGGUUUGAAUGCGGCUCAGAUAAAGGAACUCAGGGAAAAGUCUGAAAAACACGCCUUUCAGGCUGAAGUCAACCGUAUGAUGAAGCUGAUCAUCAACUCCCUCUACAAGAACAAGGAGAUCUUCCUUAGGGAGCUCAUUUCCAACGCCUCGGACGCUCUGGAUAAGAUCCGCUUGAUGUCUCUGACCAAUGAGAAUGCAAUGGCCACCAACGAAGAGCUGACCAUCAAAAUUAAAUCUGACAAGGAGAAGAACAUGCUCCACAUCACUGACACUGGUAUUGGAAUGACCAAAGAGGAGCUGGUUAAGAACUUGGGCACCAUCGCCAAGUCUGGCACCAGCGAGUUCCUCAGCAAGAUGACGGAGAUGCAGUCAGAGGGACAGUCCACCUCAGAGCUGAUCGGACAGUUCGGUGUGGGUUUCUACUCUGCUUUCCUCGUCGCCGACAAGGUCAUCGUGACAUCCAAGCACAACAACGGCACCCAGCACAUCUGGGAGUCAGACUCUAAUCAGUUCUCCGUCAUUGAGGACCCCCGCGGGGACACGCUGGGAAGAGGAACCACCAUCACACUGGUCCUGAAGGAGGAGGCCUCCGACUAUCUGGAGCUGGAGACAAUCAAGAACCUCGUCAGGAAAUACUCUCAGUUCAUCAACUUCCCCAUCUACGUCUGGGCCAGCAAGACUGAGACGGUUGAAGAGCCCAUCGAGGAAGAUGCUGAGGCAGCAGAGGAGGCAGAGAAGGAACCUGCUGAAGACGAGGCUGAGGUGGAGGAGGAAGAGGAGGAGGACAAAGACAAGCCAAAGACAAAGAAGGUUGAGAAGACCGUGUGGGACUGGGAACUGAUGAAUGAUAUCAAGCCUAUCUGGCAGAGACCAGCUAAGGAGGUUGAGGAGGACGAGUACAAGGCUUUCUACAAGACCUUCUCAAAGGACAGUGACGACCCUCUGGCUCACAUCCACUUCACAGCUGAGGGUGAGGUUACCUUCAAGUCCAUCCUGUUUGUGCCCACUGCAGCUCCCCGUGGCCUGUUUGACGAGUACGGCUCCAAGAAGAACGAUUACAUCAAGCUGUUUGUCAGGAGAGUUUUCAUCACGGACGACUUCAACGACAUGAUGCCCAAGUACCUGAACUUCGUCAAGGGAGUGGUUGACUCUGACGACCUUCCCCUGAAUGUCUCCAGAGAGACUCUGCAGCAGCACAAACUGCUCAAGGUUAUCCGCAAGAAGCUGGUCCGUAAGACUCUGGACAUGAUCAAGAAGAUCGCAGAGGAGCAGUACAACGAAAAGUUCUGGAAGGAGUUUGGAACCAACAUCAAGCUGGGAGUCAUCGAGGAUCACUCCAACAGGACCCGUCUGGCCAAGCUGCUGCGCUUCCAGACCUCCAACAGCGAAACGGUCCUGGCCAGCCUGGAGCAGUACGUGGAGCGCAUGAAGGAGAAGCAGGACAAGAUCUACUUCAUGGCUGGUACCAGCAGGAAGGAGGCUGAGUCAUCUCCCUUCGUAGAGAGGCUGCUGAAGAAGGGCUACGAGGUGAUCUACCUGACGGAGCCUGUGGACGAGUACUGCAUCCAAGCGCUGCCCGAGUUUGACGGAAAGCGUUUCCAGAACGUGGCCAAGGAAGGAGUCAAGUUCGAUGAGGGCGAGAAGGCCAAGGAGAAGAGGGAGGCCCUGGAGAAGGAGUACGAACCACUCACCACUUGGCUGAAGGACAAGGCCCUGAAGGACAAGAUCGAGAAGGCCGUCCUCUCUCAGAGGCUAACCAACUCACCUUGCGCUCUGGUUGCCAGUCAGUACGGCUGGUCAGGAAACAUGGAGAGGAUCAUGAAGGCACAGGCCUACCAGACAGGAAAAGACAUUUCCACAAAUUAUUAUGCCAGCCAGAAGAAAACACUAGAAAUUAACCCCAAACAUCCUCUUAUCAAGCAAAUGCUGAGCAGAGUCAAUGAUGAUGCCGAGGACCAGACUGCGUCAGAUCUGGCCGUGGUUCUGUUUGAGACGGCCACUCUGCGCUCAGGCUAUCAGCUGGCUGACACAAAGGCCUAUGGAGACAGGAUAGAGCGAAUGCUCCGACUCAGCAUGAACGUGCCCCUGGAAGAACAGGCAAAGGAACCAGCAGACGAUGAAUCUAAAGAUACAGAGGAGGUUCCAGAUGAGGAAGAUGAUGAAACGCAAACCGGUUUUGUCCACAUUCAUAGACUGAUAACAGGAAUGAGUAUAGAAAUUCCUGAAGGACUGACGGAGCUGUUACAGAGCUUUACCGUGGAAGUGCUAAGGAAUCAGCCCAGGGAUUUGCUCGAGUUUGCGUUACAGUACUUCACCCAGCUGAAGGACAGCGAGACCAAAGAGGCCGCGUUUGGCAAUGACCAAAAUUCGGCCCCGAGACCUGGAAAAGCGGUCAAUUUCAUUGACGAAGCCAUGCAGAUCGAUUCGGAAAACGGAGAGGAAGACGACGACGAUGACGAGGAAUUCAUAGCACCAGUGAUAAACAGAUUCAUCAGGAGAGCAUCGGUGUGUGCUGAGGCGUUCAAUCCCGAUGAAGAUGACGAGGAUAAAGAGUCAAGGGUCACCCACCCAAAAACCGACGAGCAGAGACAGAGGCUACAGGAAGCAUGUAGGGACAUUCUUCUGUUCAAGAAUCUGGAUCCAGAAGAGAUGUCUCAGGUGCUGGAUGCCAUAUUUGAGAAGUUCUGCACAGAAGGGGAGCACAUCAUUGAUCAAGAUGAUGAUGGGGACAACUUCUAUGUUAUUGAAAGCGGGACGUUUAACAUAUUCGUAAAGGUUGACGGUGUGGAGAAGCUGGUAGGCUGCUAUGACAACAGAGGCAGCUUUGGAGAGCUGGCGUUGAUGUACAACACCCCCAGGGCAGCCACAAUAAUCGCCACCUCGCCUGGAGCCCUUUGGUGCCUAGAUCGUCUGACAUUCAGGAGGAUCAUAGUGAAGAACAACGCCAAGAAGAGGAAGCUGUACGAGGCAUUCAUUGAGACACUACCACUGCUUACAUCUUUAGAGCUGUCAGAGAGAAUGAAGGUGGUAGACGUGCUUUCCACCAGGGUGUACAACGAUUCACAGCAGAUUAUCGCUCAGGGUGACUUAGCAGAUUGCUUCUACAUUGUUGAAUCUGGCCAAGUCAGAAUCACCAUGAAAAGAAGCCGGUCAAAAAAAGACCAGGAGGAAGAGGAGGUGGAAAUUGCCACAUGCACUAGGGGCCAGUAUUUUGGGGAGUUGGCUCUUGUCACAAACAAGCCCAGGGCUGCAUCUGCCUAUGCUGUGGGGAAUGUCAAAUGCUUGGUGAUGGACGUUCAGGCCUUUGAGAGACUGCUAGGCCCGUGCAUGGACAUCAUGAAGAGAAACAUUGCUAACUAUGAGGAGCAGCUGGUCACCCUGUUUGGAAGUAGCCCUGAGAUUGAGCAACAAACUGCAUGAGACGACUCCAAUGGACCGUGAAUGGGCGGGAAGAAGAAGAAGAAGAAGAAAAAAAAACAACAAAAGGCUCGUAUGGAUGUUUUCCCCAAAACCACUUACAACACGGCUUUUGCUACAAGAAAUGUGGAAAUGUGAACACCCACUACACUACAACAUUCGAGUGUCAAAUAAAUUAACAGACUAGAUUCGCGAAAGGUUUGUCUGAGUAGAGUUUUCCAGAGUUAAAGCUUGAAGCUUGUUUAAAUUACAUUUCUCACGACUCUCACCUUAAAAAUGUAAGUGUACAUUUUACUUGUCAGUGUCAGAUGCAUUAUUUGUUUGUACAUUAAACACUAAAAGGGGACAGUUUACAAAAUCAAUUCUAAAUGUUGUUCCUUUGGCCCGCAGUGCUAUUCAUCCAUCCGGAUUGUUUUGGAGACACUUGUUGUUUUUUCAAGAUAUCAGCCAAAGAGAUUUCAGCCUUCUCUCAAAAAUAAUUGAAUCAGAUGACACAGCCGGUGGCGCUCAAAGCAAUACAAUAAUACAUUUGAAAAAAGAAAAAUAAGAGCUGCGUCUUUUUCUGAAAGUCAUGACACGGGUACUCAAGAAAAUCAAGAAAAUUGAGAGCAAUUUCAUGUCGGAACCGUCUUCUGUGUAACUACACCUGCCAACUGUAUCAACGCGCAGAGGGAAGGAUUGAAGCUGCUGCUGCGAUUAGCCAAAGGUCGUCUCUUAUUAUGGGAAGAUAUUUGCUUCUUUGAGUCUAGUGUUGCGUAUAGUGAGGUAGACAGAAAACACUUCCAUGACACAACUCCUCACAACAAGGCCUCUGGGUCUUGGCUUCCGUAAAGAGACAAUACUAAUGGGUUUUCCCGAUUUUUUGGCGCCUUGAGCAUCGCUCGCCAAGCACCAUCUAAUUCCAUUAUAUUUAAGAAAAGGCAGAAAUCUCGACGCCUGAUGUCUCUGACACCCAAAUGAAAGCAAUCUCGAUGGAUGAAAUGCACUACAUGCAGAGAUGUGAACUGUCCCUUCGAUUCUCUCCACUGUGUUAUGGCUACACCUACAGUAUGAUAUUGUUUGUAAAUUUCUAAAUAUUAUUUGUUUAAAUUAAGAUGCCAAAGCUAAUUUCUUACUGGAUAAUCGUGAGCGGAUAAGUCAGAUACUCUUGUCGCAGGACGCGCGCCGGUACAGAAGCCCCAACACGAGGAAGGACAAACAGUUUUUAAAGGACAUUAAUUUAAAUAACAUUUCUUGCCUUUUGAUUACAUCAGAAUGUAGACUUGGCAGGACCUUAGCAUUUUUACAAAAAUACAUUUCUGUUCACCGUAAGAUCGAAUCCCUUGAAAACAUGCCCAUAAACUGUAUAUCAUCGUUGGUAAGUGUUUGUGGCAGUUAGCCUAUUACUAUGCUUUUACAUGAAAGCAAACUUCAGAGAGACGGCUGAUAGUUUUGUAAGAAUAUACAACACUGUACAAUUUUAAAACUAUUUACUGUUAUUAUAUAGGCCCACUUUUAACUUAAUCAUUCGCCCUGCUAGACCGUAGUCAUUUUUGGCAAUGUCUUGAGACAGUUGAUUUUUCUUUCUGUGUUUUAACGUAAAAUUUAAGUCUAUUGUUUUUGUGUAAGUGAAACAUACAUUAUUAAGAUAUACAUUAUUGCUGUCUACCUCUGCCAACAACUUAUACUGUUUCCUGCCCAACAGGAAUCUAAAGUGGGUUUUCUCUCUUCUUCUCUCUCUUUCCCUCUCUCCAUUUUUAAACGACUGAAGUCUUUGUGUAUUUUGUCCGCAGCUUAAAUUGUUUAAAACUGGGUAAACAUUUAAAUGUGCUAAUUUUAUUUCCCCCUGGUAGUACUGCUAACUUUUGAAGGCAAACCCACAAUACUGGCUAAAAGUACUGUAUGUUUCACUUUUCAUGUCAAUAAAGAACAUUUUAUAUUU
Messenger RNA from Mugil cephalus (flathead mullet), 5632 nucleotides. RefSeq names its product heat shock protein 90, beta (grp94), member 1 (gene hsp90b1). The record is from RefSeq and is a predicted model, not a curated record. Gene Ontology annotation, molecular function: ATP binding; ATP hydrolysis activity; ATP-dependent protein folding chaperone. Gene Ontology annotation, biological process: protein folding. The coding region runs from base 118 to 3714 and encodes 1198 amino acids. NCBI's taxonomy places the organism in Eukaryota, Metazoa, Chordata, Actinopteri, Mugiliformes, Mugilidae. The transcript is spliced from 28 exons.